Molecule: messenger RNA, 363 nt
Organism: Striga hermonthica
Lineage: Eukaryota; Viridiplantae; Streptophyta; Magnoliopsida; Lamiales; Orobanchaceae
Source: the annotation of a GenBank genome assembly
AUGGUGCAGCGGCUGACUUACAGGACGCGUCAUAGCUAUGCCACAAAAUCAAAUCAGCAUCGGGUCGUCAAAACUCCCGGGGGAAAGCUAGUGUACCAGAGCACUAAGAAGAGGGCAAGUGGACCAAAGUGCCCAGUCACUGGCAAGAGAAUCCAAGGGAUUCCUCACCUUAGACCUGCAGAGUAUAAAAGAUCUAGGUUACCCAGGAACCGUCGGACUGUAAACCGUCCUUACGGUGGAGUAUUGUCUGGUUCUGCUGUGAGGGAAAGGAUCAUUAGGGCCUUCUUGGUUGAAGAACAAAAGAUCGUGAAGAAGGUUUUGAAGAUACAGAAGGCCAAAGAAAAGCUUGCUUCAAAGAGUUGA